CUCCUUGACGAACAGACUGCAUUACCCAGAAUCCUCAGCUCAAAACAGACAUCACCAGCGGCACAUGCUUUUAAUCAUGGCGGCCGCCGCUAAAAACAUGGUUGCUGUUGACGACACUAGCAGUAGUGACGAUGAAGCACUUAAAAGAUGUCAGGAGGCAGUUUGGGACAUACGAAGUGACGAGAACAAAGAUGAGGACAGCAAUGUGCAACAGUCAAAGCGUGUUGUUGUCGCUGACCAUGACCACGAUGGUAACGAGCUUCAGGUCACCAAAGGGUUUCAAAUACACGUUGCUAAAAAGUUGGGACAUCUGCUUGACAGUUCCAUUACAGAGAUGGAGACUGAGACUUUAUCCUGUGUGAAAUCAGCUAAAUAUGGUGGUGGUGAUGAUGAAGGAUUCCGUCUGUUUUCUACGUCAGUCCCGGGACAGACAGCUGAUGAUCCUCCGGCCCCUGUGAGGCGUCGGCCCGUACCCAGCUCAAGUGACAGCGACAGUGAGAUGGAAACACGGCUGAGGGAGGCAGCGGUGUCUGUCAAAGAUCUCUUAGGCACGUCGUCACUGCCCUCUACACUCUCCACUCCCUCGACAGAGCUACCCUGCUCCGAAAAAGUAAAGAAAAAGACGAAAGUGGCAGAGGGAGAGGAGAACCAUGUUAAGAAGAAAAAGAAGAAAAAAAAGAGGAAACCGAAUCAAGAAGAGAGUGAGCAGGUGGACUCUGCAGGUUCUCCUCUUAAUGCUCAAAGAAAUUGUGAGCCCAGGACCUCAGAGCAGGAACACACACAGGUCAAAGUGAAACGGAAAAAGAAAAAGAAGCGAGAAUUACACCCAGAGGAAGAAGCUUUGAACUGAAUUUCCUCUGACUUAUCUUUCACUGUUUCGGGGAUGUUUGUUUGUUAUCCAGUCUGCCAUAGUUCGUUACAAGCUUGAAAUAUAUUUCCUGAAAACAUUUAGAGUAUAUUUUUAGGAAGCCACAUGUUUCAGAGCAUGCAGCAAAUACACAACAGUAAAUGCAUCAAAAAUGUGUAAACGAAACCCCCUUUUUUUUUUUUUUUUCAUUAAAAAUCUUUUCAUACCA
Molecule: messenger RNA, 1076 nt
Organism: Perca flavescens (yellow perch)
Lineage: Eukaryota; Metazoa; Chordata; Actinopteri; Perciformes; Percidae
Gene: c5h12orf43
Product: chromosome 5 C12orf43 homolog
Exons: 6
Coding region: 65-850 (261 amino acids)
Biological process (GO): Wnt signaling pathway; Spemann organizer formation; negative regulation of Wnt signaling pathway
Source: RefSeq, a predicted model, not a curated record